Molecule: messenger RNA, 348 nt
Organism: Phymastichus coffea
Lineage: Eukaryota; Metazoa; Arthropoda; Insecta; Hymenoptera; Eulophidae
Exons: 1
Coding region: 1-348 (115 amino acids)
Source: RefSeq, a predicted model, not a curated record
AUGAGUAGAAACACGCGAUAUAAUAAGAAAUUGACAAAAAUUACCAACAUCAAUGAGGAUUGUUCUGAGGUGUCCUACGCAGAAGAUCAAUAUGAAUUAGGUGAAAGUGAUGAUUACAGUAAAGAUUCUGAAUCCACUGAAACUGCAGAAAUGGAAGGAUCUUCGGAUAGUGAAGAAGAAAACCUCUUCAAUAUACGUCGUAACAAGAAAAGGAGGCGGAUUAUUUCUAGUUCUGACACCGAGGAUGAGAGGACGAGUAUUCCAAGUACAUCCAGAGAUGUAAUGGAAGAAAUUGAAAUUGUAGUUGACGGGACACGGUGGGUGAGACUGAAAGCAGGGAAAAACUAG